This is a messenger RNA of Brassicogethes aeneus, 1380 nucleotides long. The record is from the annotation of a GenBank genome assembly. NCBI's taxonomy places the organism in Eukaryota, Metazoa, Arthropoda, Insecta, Coleoptera, Nitidulidae.
AUGACUUUUAUUCAGUUUAGUAUAUUGUUGGUUAGUUUGGUUAUUUCCAUUAUAUUUUACUUUAAACAUGCGUAUUCAUAUUGGAAGAAAAAAAGAAUACCGUAUUUGGAACCAUCUUUUCCCCAUGGAAACCUUGACUGCCUUUUGCCAAGGGGAGUAUCUAUAGGCAUGCAGAGUAAGAAAUUCUACGAUGAAUUAAAAAAGCGCAACCUUAAAUAUGGAGGGGUGUAUGCAAUUGCUCAACCAAUGCUUGUGGUUAACGAUAUAGACAUAAUCAAGGAUAUGUUUAUAAAAGACUUCAAUCAUUUUAUGGAUAGAGGACUUUAUCAUAACGAAAGUGCCGAUACUCUAUCAUCCAAUUUGUUCACCCAGGAUGGUCAAAAAUGGAAAACAUUGAGAACGAAAUUUACACCGGCAUUCACGUCCGGAAAAAUAAAAUCUAUGUUUGAUGGUGUGAGUUUAUGCGCUAAAAAUAUGCUUGAUUUUCUUAAAAAUCACGAAGAUAAAAAUGAAGUGAAUAUCAAACAUCUUUCGCAAGGAUUUACAAUCGAUGUAAUUGGUAAUACUGUUUUUGGUAUUACGUGCAAUUGCUUUCAAAGUCCAGAUACAAUGUUCAGAAAAAUGGCGAAAAGGGUGUUUGAAGUUGACUUUCUUUUGGCUAUAAAUAUGUGUUUGGCGAUAUACUAUCCAGGUUUGGCGAAAAAAUUGGGAGUUCGUAUGUCCAACAAAGACGUGUCAGAUUUUUUUCAUAAAAUUGUAAAGGAUAAUAUGAGCUACAGAGAAUCUAACAGCAUUACACGUCCAGAUUUUUUUCAAUCGUUGAUUGAUCUUAAAAAUCUUGAUAAUAAAGAUGAUGGCAUUAGUAUUGAAGAAGUCGUGUCUCAGUCGUUUAUGUUUUUUGUUGCUGGUUUCGAGACCUCCUCAACGACCAUUAUGUUUUGUUUGUACGAAUUAGCGAAGAAUCAGGAAAUACAAGAGAGGGUCAGAAAGGAAAUCAAAAAGGUAAUGAAACAAAAUAAUGAAGAAAUCACGUCCGAUGGUAUCAAAGAUAUGAAGUAUUUGGAACAAGUUCUAGAUGAAACUCUUAGGAUGUAUCCUCCAAAUGUAACUCUAACUCGAAAAUGUACGAAAAAUUAUAAAAUUAAAAACACUGAAGACAUUACAGAGGAAGGCACUAUAGUUCUUGUACCAGUAUUUGGUAUACAUAGGGAUUCAGAUAUUUGGGAUAAUCCUGAAGAGUUUAACCCUGAAAGAUUUAAUGAAAACAACAAAAAACAUAUACACCCAUUUGCACAUUUGCCGUUUGGAGGGGGGCCCAGAAACUGCAUAGGUAUGUAUUUUAUUAUAUGGGUAAUUCUACAAAAGUUGGGCAACUUUUAA